GUAUGGCUAUAUAUAUACUCGAAAGAAUUAAUGAAACAAAGAAGUUUGAACUACUUACAUUAAUACUCCAACCUCCCUCUUUGUUUCCCUUUAUUUUCCAUAAUUCAUUCUAUAAAACCAGUUUAAUGUUUUCUUCCUAAGGUUGUUCUGUCAGAUCAGAACUCCAUUGAAUUGAAGUUAAUAGAUGGAAGAUUAUGCGAUAAAGACAGUGGCGUUGAGCUCAGUUUCAUGGGCAACGUUGUUUGUGGCGACAACAAAGGUUGCGCCAAAGCGAUCUUUCGAUUUCCAGAGCCGAAUCGUCGCCACUUUCCAUGCAUUAUUGGCAAUAACGUUGGCUUCUCUGUGUGUUCAAGACUGGUCUUGCCCACUCUGCCCCCUGGCCACCAAACCUUCACCCCAGCAGAACCGGGCGAUAGCCAUCACAACCGGCUACAUGAUAUAUGAUUUGAUGUGUUGUGUGUAUCAUCACGAGUUAAAGACGGAGGAUCUGGUGCACCAUUUGGUUACCAUUUUUGGACUGGGAGCUGGACUUGCCUAUCAAAGGUGUGGAUCAGAAAUGGUGGGAGCAUUGUGGGUUUCAGAGAUUUCAGGUCCAUUCCUCCACCUAAGGGACAUUCUCAAAGAGCUUGGUUAUAGGGACACUGCCCUCAAUCUUGCAGUUGAUAUAUGCUUUGCAGUCAUUUUCUCGAUAUCUCGGAUGAUAGGAGGCACUUACCUCACAUAUCUCACAGUCUCGGCUGAAAAUCCAAUCCUCAUCAAGGCGAUGUCUGUCGGGCUGUUGAUUGUCAGUGCGUUCUGGUUCUACAAGAUUGUGAGAAUGGUGAUAUACAAGUUGUCUAAGAAGAGAAAAGCCAAGAGUUUCACCUCGAAGAGCUUGUGAAUUCAGUGCAGAAUGGUAUAAUAAUCCCGCUAUCUUGAUUCACAAAACCAUUGUUGUUAUACCAGUUUGAUCGAAAUAAAAUAGAGUGGUAACUGGUAAUGGUAA
This is a messenger RNA of Ipomoea nil (Japanese morning glory), 985 nucleotides long. RefSeq names its product transmembrane protein 136-like. Bases 185 to 880 code for a protein of 231 amino acids. The record is from RefSeq and is a predicted model, not a curated record. The transcript is spliced from 6 exons. Lineage: Eukaryota; Viridiplantae; Streptophyta; Magnoliopsida; Solanales; Convolvulaceae. Gene Ontology annotation, cellular component: membrane.